Molecule: messenger RNA, 1146 nt
Organism: Trichophyton benhamiae CBS 112371
Lineage: Eukaryota; Fungi; Ascomycota; Eurotiomycetes; Onygenales; Arthrodermataceae
Exons: 2
Coding region: 1-1146 (381 amino acids)
Molecular function (GO): protein binding
Source: RefSeq, a predicted model, not a curated record
AUGGACCCAGCAUCCAAACACUCAUGGAACCUGUUCCAGCAUAUUCGCCAGCUGCUCGCUGCUCCCGAAAAGCACACUCACGACUGGAGCGAGGCAGAACGUCAUAAUUUCCAAUAUAGCCCCCUCUACAGAUUGCCGGCCGAACUGCUCGGGAUCAUUCACGAAUAUUUGCCUCCUAACAACUCAUUCGCAUUAUCACUCACCUGUGCUCGGUUCUACUUCUCUACCAUCCUUGCAGGGGCCCAACGCGAGCUGAAAUCAACCAAAAUGGGCCAGUUCAUUGUCAUGUGCAUGCUCGAAGGAGUCGGACAGAUAAAGGAGUAUUGCUGCCGGGGUUGCCUCACCACGCACCCUUCCUCUCACUUCUCCAAGGAUGAACUGGAAAAGCGCCACGCAGAGCGCUAUUGUUUACGAACCAAGAAGGUUAUGGCAUUUGGAGCAUUUGGGUCAGACCCCAAGAGCUUUAACGAGGUACUGGAGAUGAGGAGGACACAGGAAUUGGAGGAAAACAUCGAUAUUCUGCAACAGGGCUCCUUCUGGAACCUCUUUUCCUCCCCCAAAACAUCAGUAGUGACCGGCAUACGGCUGUUCCCUCGAGGCAAAAAGGUUUCCGUGGAACGGUUCGCAGAACUAUGCCAGAAAUUAAACUACCCAGUCUGCCCCCAUAUGACGACGGCCGACAAAAGAAUUGUGGACCUCUACGUUCCUGAUUUUUUUUGCGCUGGCAAAUCAAACAUACCUGAUCCCUUCGGUCAUCAUUUUGAGCUAAAUGGACUCGGCGUCAAAUUUGGGAGGCUCAUCUCUCCUCUGGAUCCCGCCUGGCUGGCGUCAGCUUCUUCCAAAGGCGCGCUACUAAGUCAAGAACGAGAAGACCAGGUUUAUGAGGCGGCUAAUUCAUUCUACCAUGCAACCCAGGCUCCGAUCGCGGGCACAGCCAUAGAGAGUAAUAUCGACUGUAUCCCUCUCUCACUCCCUAAAUCUUCGUUGAUGACGAGGCUUGGUGUAACCAUCUGGUCUGCUGUAAGCUCAUGUAUUCCAGAAAGGCAUCACCGGCGGAAGUCAAGCCACCUUCACCGGGUCGCUAUUACGGACCAUCUGUAUAUGCUAACCCCUCAGUUCCAAUGGGAGCGUGAAGGGAGGGAUUAG